Messenger RNA from Chelmon rostratus (copperband butterflyfish), 4906 nucleotides. Its product is annotated as nectin-1. Bases 29 to 1195 code for a protein of 388 amino acids. The transcript is spliced from 8 exons. Gene Ontology annotation, cellular component: adherens junction. Lineage: Eukaryota; Metazoa; Chordata; Actinopteri; Chaetodontiformes; Chaetodontidae. The record is from RefSeq and is a predicted model, not a curated record. Gene Ontology annotation, biological process: heterophilic cell-cell adhesion; homophilic cell-cell adhesion.
GGUUCUUUGUGGGAAGUCAACUCUAACGAUGGGCAUCGUUUUAUUUAAAGAGCACUAUUUUGGGUUUUUGGCGUCGCUGAUUUUGAGCACAGUCGCAGAAGCUCUCCAGGUGACUGGGGGAAACGUGACCGUGGCUUUAGGAGAGACCUGCGUCUUGCCCUGCAAACUCACUGGCACCACAGAGACCCUCAGCCAGAUUUCAUGGCAGAGGGUGACCCGGGGAGCACCUCAGAAAGAAAAUUUCUUGACGAUCGCACGCGAAACUGGACUGACGCCUGUCAAUGGAGACGAUAGACGAUUUACAUUUAUUGGAAACAUGAGUGAUGGCGAUGGAUCUCUCCAGCUAUCCGGUGUCAACCUGAUGGAUGAAGGCAUCUACAUAUGCAUCUUCACUUUGUUCCCCAGUGGAAACCAGAAGACGGAGAUACUUCUAAACUUGUUUGUGCCUCCGGUCUUAAGCCUAGAGGAUCAUCGUCCUGCUUUGGGUAGUGAGGAGGUUGCCCUCGUUACCUGCACGGCUGCUGGCUCCAAGCCUCCUGCGGAGGUGAAGUGGCUUACUGGUACUUUGACAGGAAAAGUGAGGACAACAAACAGCUCCACUGAGCAUCCCAACGGCACGACAACCACGAUCAGCUCACUGUUCGGAGUGCCGAGCAGAGAAAUCAACCAGCAUUUGGUCCACUGUGUCAUCACCAGCGCAGCCCUGAUGAAAAAAGAGAGCCUGCCCUUCACGAUACAGGUCUACUUCUCACCCCAGGAGGUGAACAUUCGUCAACAAGGUCAAAGCUCUUUUGAAUGUGUGGCUGAAGCUAAUCCAAGGGCAGACUUCACAUGGAACAGAGCUGACAACUCGUGGCCUCAGUCUGCUACAGUAGAGGCUGCAACGCUACAGUUAAUGAGCAUGAGCUCUCACCUGAAUGGCCUCUAUCAGUGCGAAGCAUCUAACAGUUACGGAAGAAAACGCGGCCACCUCUAUGUGCAUGUGACUUCAGGAGACUGCGUUGUUUGUUGGACAUUAUUCAGCCUUUUGCUUCUUGCUGUGAUUGCUGGUCUUACUACAAUGUUUUACUUUUAUAAAUCUGGGAAAUUUCCAAGGACAGGAGAGGGCACAAGCAGGAAUAGGAAGUCAGACGCAGCAAUACCUGCAGAAGAAGAAGACGAAGAUGGGAGACUUCAGGCAGAGCGAUCUGUUUGACAUCCAUGGAAACUGACUGACUGACAGUUGGACUGCAGGUGUUUUCCACCCACACGUGUCAUUCCUGACUCAGCAGUGCAGGUGCUGUCUAACCGUUCGUAUCAGAUGACCUACUUUCAAACACCUUUUUUCCUGUAGUCACAUGUCAUUGUUGAUUUGUCAACAAAUCUAUCAAGUGCCACACAACAGAAGCAACAAUGAAGAUAACAAACUCUAAGUCGAGCUUUACAGCAAAAAUGGAAGAGUUUGGACUGAAAUGGGAGGUCAGGUUAACUGACUUUCACCCAGUGGCAGUUAUGUGUAGGAUGUGGCUUACAACUGUCUGCCUGCUUUAUCACCAACGAACUCCCAGCUCCAACUGUCACAGUUAAGAGUUCUGUUUACAACCAACAGCAUUAACUUCUGAUAAUAAUAGAGCAUUACGAAGCAUGUGUACGUGCACACAUUAGCCAGGUUACUCUGAGAAAUCAGGUACCACAAAUAUUAGACAAUACAUUUGCAUUGCACUGUAGUAAUGUGUACUAUAAAUCAGCAAAAACGUACUGCAGGUCAGUAAUCAGAUUUCUCCCCUUCCCUGUGCUACAUCUGCAGUGUAUUAUUGGUAGAAGAUGGUGCUUCUUGAUUUUGUUGUUGCUAUUUUGUUUGUGUGUUUGCAUCAGAGCAUUUCGACUGGCUGUGCAUUUAGUUUUUCCUUACAGUGCAGCUGUCUCAUAGCUGCUACUUAAUGUCAGUUUCUGUUCUUUAAUCAGACUUAAGUUGACCUGUUUUGAAUUUGAGGAUGUAUUGGUACUGUGUGUUUAAUGAUCUUCGAUUUAUCCUGCUCUGCUGUUGUCACAGCAAUACUCUUCCCUGCACGUAUUUGUCAUGAAACCUGGUUUUAUGUAUGCAUGAAGAAAUAAGAAAAAAGCUAGGGAAAGAGGUUUCCUGACUGACAUGACCUCAUCGGAUUACUGAAGAAAGCUGACUUUAACUUGAUUUACAUUACUAAAGUGCAUGUAAACACACACGCUACAACAACCAAAAAAAUUUACACUAGCAUUGUUUCUCUGAUAUACACACACACACACACACACACACACACACACACACACACACACACUACCAGUCAAAAGUUUGGACACACCUUCUCACUCAAUGGUUUUAGUACUUAUGUCAAAUGCCCCUAAUCCCCACACACUGGUCUAUUUUAACAUUUUAAUUUAUCUAUUCACGUAGAUGACACUGUGUGUAAUGCUCUGAAGGCUGGAGGUAGCAGGCAGGUAGUGGUCUAGCAAGAGAGCAGGCAGGCAGGUAGUCGGGCAAAUGAGUGAUGAUCCUGGUGCACAAAGAAAAGAGGUAAAUAUUGGAAUAACAACGCAAGAAAACUAUAGAUUAGAAACACUAGAGAUACCAGGCCUCAUCUACCCCAGUGGCUGAAACAAUGGGAAAAGCCAGUGGAAACAACUGGGGGGACAUGUAGUUCUUUGUUUUGGUCCCCUGCUUCAGUUGUUAUUAUAUGCAAUAACAGUCAUGCGUGGAGCUGGCUUUUAUCUUCAUCGUCGUCUGUGCUGUAUUUUGAGUUCUUCAGUUAUGGGUAAACUCACUGAGGACAGACUGAACUCAGAGUCAGCAAAAAAAGGAAUUUAUGACAUGUUCAAGUUUAUUGAAGGUCAAGAUGAUGUUCUGUGUUACAAACGCUGCUGAGAUUAUAUUAUUAUUAUUAUUAUUAUUAUUAUUAUUGGUUUUAUGAAUAUAAAGUCCUGUUCCUGUAUGUUCCUGAAAUACUCUGUAUAUAAAUCAAUAGUUAUUGUUAAAACAAUUCAUUCUGAACCAAAAAUAUCAACCUGCUAAUAGCACUUAAGAAAAUGUUAGAUGACCACUAAAGUUAGUAGGAACACCUUAAGACCAUAAAUGUUUUCAGCAAAACUUGUGUUUCUGGGAGCAGAUUCAGUGAUAUUUUACUGCAUUAUUGAAACUUGAGAUCUCCUGGUUGCCCAUUAUUAAAACUUAUUAGGAUUCAUCCUCUUGGGACCUUGAAUAUCUGUGCCAAUUGUUUUUAUUCGAAUACAUCCAAUAGUUUUCAAGACAUUUCACAGAAAACCAAAGAUGCCAACCUAAUGCAGGUGCUAGAGGGAAAUCAGAGGAUCACCAGAAACACUUGGGUUCAUCCUCUGGGGACCAUGAAUGUGUGCACAAAAUAAGACUGAAUAGAUUCAGUCUUAGUCCAUACGAGUUAAAAACAAAAACCUUGAACCAACACACUCAGGGUUCACAUCAGACUCCUCUGUUUCACUUGCUAUUGUUACACUCAAUACCCUGUCUAUAAAAGUAAAGCAGGUGGUAACUACAGUAUAAUUACCUCCAAUUUUUAAAAUAAAACUCAUCAAAGCAUUUCACAGCACAAAUAAGCAAGAUAAACUUCAGAAACUGAGCGAAAGUGCAAGGUCAAGGUAAAAAAAUGGUAAAAGGCAGAACAAGUCAAAUAUGGCCCUUAUCCCUUCUCACUGUUUCUCACAUACUUAUUUACUCUCUCCCUUACACACACACACACACACACACACACACAAACACAUCCAGAAGAACCAGAGCCACAACAACACAUCAAAGUGGCAUCAGGCUUUGGCAAGGAAGAAUUUGGGGAUAAAACAGACUCUUAAUAUUUAAUACUAUUUUAUUUCUUUUACUUCUCUUUUAAUCUCAUAAAAAGAAGAUAAUCACUGAAUCACUCAGUUAUAGUUUUUAUAUACCAGAAUUAUAGAUUAUAUCUAUUCUGUGUAUAUUUGAAGAAAUGCAACUGACCAAAGUCAACUAAAAUGAAAACACUACUGUAAUCAAUGUUCAAUCGUCUUUGAAAGUUUGUCUAGCUGGCCAGGGGCAUAUGAUUGCAGAGGGACUAAGUAUACAGGGCAUUCAUGUCAGGAGGGCCCACAAAGAUACUGUGUAUCCUCAAUUAAAAAGUGGUCAAAGAAAAAACUGGGUCUCAAAUAAUGGCCGGGGGCGUAGUCGACGUGAGCUGGUCUCUGAUGGGGGUGAGAACUCCCAAUGGUUGCAUGUGUGUUACGUGUCAACCAGACUGUUGGGAGUAGCUAUAUUUGAAGUGCCUGUGGGAACUUUAGAAGUGAGUGGAGGCCUGCAGUUGUGGCCCAGUGGCUAUUUGAGGAAAUACAGUACUAGAAUGAAUAGCUGUGGUUGCAGGGAGGGUCCUAUAGAGAAUGCCAAUAUGCUCGGUCCACAAUUUUGUGCUCCGUCCCUGCACCUGUCAGAAACAGAAGUAGUCAAGGGGUUUAGUUUCUGUUUUGACAUCUUAAAGCCUUAAAUAAUUUAGUUGAGUGUUGUGUGUUUUGUAGUGUGCACUAAUAGGUUUUAGGUUGCAGUUCCUGUUUAUGUCUCAUAUCUAUUCUUUUUAAUAUUUUUAUGUUUGCGUGGCAGCUCUGUAAUUUUAGGUAUUUUGUUUAGUUUUCUUUUUUUUUAUUUGACAGUAGUAGUAGCAGUAGUAGUAGUUCUCACACUGAUAUCAGUGAAACUAUUGCACUGCUUUUUGUUGAUGUUAAACUUUUUCAUUGUGUGCUUUUUGAUUAUGUCUUUUGGUUGAUGCAUUGUUCAACUUAUCACUUGCAGUUCCAGUACUGAAUAAACAUUACAAAAACAAAGUAUUUCUGUAUUAACAGUGUGUACUCUUCUCAUGCCAUCCCUGAUACCAAGGAUUCAGGAUUGUGUCUUUGUAUGUGUUUU